Molecule: messenger RNA, 1527 nt
Organism: Zingiber officinale
Lineage: Eukaryota; Viridiplantae; Streptophyta; Magnoliopsida; Zingiberales; Zingiberaceae
Source: the annotation of a RefSeq genome assembly
AUGGGUUUGCCUUGGUAUCGUGUUCAUACUGUCGUAUUGAAUGAUCCUGGUCGAUUACUUUCGGUCCAUAUAAUGCAUACAGCCCUAGUUGCUGGUUGGGCCGGUUCGAUGGCUUUAUACGAAUUAGCGGUUUUUGAUCCCUCUGACCCCGCUCUCGAUCCAAUGUGGAGACAAGGUAUGUUCGUUAUACCCUUCAUGACUCGUUUAGGAAUAACCAAUUCGUGGGGUGGUUGGAGUAUUUCAGGGGGAACUAUAACGAAUCCAGGUAUUUGGAGUUAUGAAGGUGUGGCAGGGGCACAUAUUGUGUUUUCUGGUUUGUGCUUCUUGGCAGCUAUCUGGCAUUGGGUGUAUUGGGACCUAGAAAUAUUCUGCGAUGAACGUACGGGCAAACCCUCUUUGGAUUUGCCUAAGAUCUUUGGAAUUCAUUUAUUUCUCUCAGGAUUGGCUUGCUUUGGUUUUGGCGCAUUUCAUGUAACAGGUUUGUAUGGUCCUGGAAUAUGGGUGUCCGAUCCUUAUGGACUAACCGGAAAAGUACAACCUGUAAGUCCUGCAUGGGGCGCGGAAGGCUUUGAUCCUUUUGUUCCCGGAGGAAUUGCCUCUCAUCAUAUUGCAGCGGGUACAUUGGGCAUAUUAGCGGGUUUAUUCCAUCUUAGUGUCCGUCCGCCUCAACGUCUAUACAAAGGAUUGCGUAUGGGCAAUAUUGAAACUGUACUUUCCAGUAGUAUCGCUGCUGUUUUUUUUGCAGCUUUCGUUGUUGCUGGAACUAUGUGGUAUGGUUCAGCAACAACUCCAAUCGAAUUAUUUGGUCCCACUCGUUAUCAGUGGGAUCAAGGAUACUUUCAGCAAGAAAUAUACCGAAGAGUUAGCGCCGGACUAGACGAAAAUCUAAGUUUAUCGGAAGCUUGGUCUAAAAUUCCCGAAAAAUUAGCUUUUUAUGAUUACAUUGGUAAUAAUCCGGCAAAAGGGGGAUUAUUCAGAGCAGGGUCAAUGGAUAACGGGGAUGGAAUAGCUGUUGGAUGGUUAGGGCACCCUGUCUUUAGAGAUAAAGAAGGGCGCGAGCUUUUUGUACGUCGUAUGCCUACUUUUUUUGAAACAUUUCCGGUGGUUUUGGUGGAUGGAGACGGAAUUGUGAGAGCCGAUGUUCCUUUUAGGAGAGCAGAAUCAAAGUAUAGUGUUGAACAAGUAGGUGUAACUGUUGAGUUCUAUGGUGGCGAACUCAAUGGAGUCAGUUAUAGUGAUCCUGUGACUGUUAAAAAAUAUGCUAGACGUGCCCAAUUAGGUGAAAUUUUUGAAUUAGAUCGGGCUACUUUGAAAUCUGAUGGCGUUUUUCGUAGCAGUCCAAGGGGUUGGUUCACUUUUGGUCAUGCUACGUUUGCUUUGCUCUUCUUUUUCGGACACAUUUGGCAUGGCGCUAGAACCUUGUUCAGAGAUGUUUUUGCUGGUAUUGAUCCAGAUUUGGAUGUUCAAGUGGAAUUUGGAGCAUUCCAAAAAAUAGGAGAUCCAACUACGAGGAGACAAGUAGUCUGA